AUGAUCAAAUCUGUUUUGAUACCUUAUGAUAAAUAUAUCAGACUCGAAAAUUCCACGCGUAAAACUGAGGAGGGAAAUAACAAAACCAUAGAUCAGUCGCCAACUAAUACUGAUAAAAUGGAUGGUGGAAUAGGUACACGUAAACCUAGUCAAACGAAGCAAGUUGAUUCCGGGAGUAAUGAUGCAUCUACGUUUUCCUCGGAAAAUAAAUUGGAUGCCCCAUCCGAUAGCGACUUUAAGGAAGGUACCUCCAGUAAACAAAAUCAUGACACGGGGCUAUCAACCAGUGAUGAUGAUGAUGAUGCAAUAGGGAUGCCUAGCUAUACCGAUAAUACACCUAGGUUCAUUUACAAAAGAAGCGCCACAUCGUACAAAGUACCGGGUAUUCCGGCCAAAGCUCUUAAGAGACCACGUAAAAACAAAGCAAAAUGGCUGCCAUUUUAAACACUCUAUUAGGACAUAUUUGAAUACAAUGAUAUGAAUAUCACCCCUGUAGGCGUAAACUUGUUUGUUGGACUAAAUACAGACUUUGCCUACUUAAUUAUAGCUGUCUUAUUUACCAUUGUAUUUAAUUAGACCGAUAUAAAUCAAUUAAACUCAUGUAAUUCAUGUGAUCUUCCCAAGUUACUUGGUUCACUUCGUAUUUUUGUUUUAAUUGAGGAAUCGCUAAAUAGUAUUGAAAUAUAGGAAAGGUAUUUAAAAAAGAUUUUAGGAAAUCUGCAUAUUUAUUCAAGACCAG
Messenger RNA from Owenia fusiformis, 739 nucleotides. Lineage: Eukaryota; Metazoa; Annelida; Polychaeta; Sabellida; Oweniidae. The record is from the annotation of a GenBank genome assembly.